UUUCAACAUCCCGGAAGAAUGACGAAUAUGAACAAUAAGUGCACAGCGUCUGACAAAUCCGCUCCUGUUCAGACCCUGAUAGACUCAUCUUUCUCCGCUCUCUGUUUCUGUCUCGCCCAACAAAAACUUCGCAGAGACUAUUAGAAAAAAAAAAUGAAUGUAUUUUACUGCCACGGGCUCAGUAAAAACACGAUUGUCUUGGUUUUCGUGUUGAGCGCCGCUCGUUGCUGUCAAACGUUUAACUUGGAUGUGAGGUUUGCAGUCGUCAAAGAGGGAAACGCAGGCAGUUUGUUUGGACUUUCUGUUGCACUUCACGAGCAGGUCGUAGGAGAGAAGAGACACCUACUUCUUGUAGGAGCACCGAAGGAGAAAGCAGAGUCUGGCCUGUCAGCCAAUGAGACUGGAGACGUAUAUGCCUGUCAAAUCACUGCAGAGAGCAAAGACUGCAAAAGACUGAAUCUGCUCAACUCAAAUCCUGAAGAUAAACCAGACCCUAAAAAUUAUGUAAUAGAUGGGAUGUGGCUUGGUGUGUCGAUAGCCAGUCAGAGUCAACCAGGGGGCCGUGUACUGGCGUGUGGCCAUCGUUAUAUACGGAACUUCGCAACCAACUUUCGCAUGAUUGGGAAGUGCUUUGUUCGUGGAAAUAAUUUAGAGUAUAACAAAACAGACUCUCAGUGGCAGUCGUACGAUGAGGUGUGUGACCCCAGAGAAGAUCAGAAUACUGAAGGAAUGUGUCUUGCUGGAAUGUCUGCUGCUGUCACUCAGAUGAAGAUCUUCCUCGGUGCACCUGGAUGCUUCAACUGGCAAGGAAAUACAUAUUCACAGUGGCAUAACCCGGAUGACGAGUUUGAUAAAGUGAGGAGCAAGCUUCAAGACAUGAAAAAAGGGAAUAUUUACAUUGGUUACUCUAUAGCUGUGGAUCGAGAUGUACUAAGCAAAGACAAAGACACAGUGGUAACAGGAGCUCCAAGAGACGAAGCCAGAGGAUCUGUGAUGAUGGCUGAAUUUUUUAAUAAUGGUGACAAUGGAGAAGUCAAAAUAAGUAUCAUGGGGGAACAAGUAGGAUCCUAUUUUGGCAACAGUGUUGCUGUUGUGGACCUUAACAAUGAUGGCUGGAAGGAUCUGAUUGUUGGAGCCCCUUUCUAUUUUGACCGGAAAAAAGAUGAAGGUGGUGCAGUCUAUGUCUAUAUGAACCAGAACGGGUCUUUUCGUAACACAUCUGACGUGGUCCGACGACUCACUGGGCCUAAGGACUCUGCUUUUGGCAUGGCUGUUGUUGCUAUUGGUGAUGUGAACCAGGACGGCUUCCAAGAUUUUGCUGUUGGUGCUCCAUAUCAUAGUACAGGCAGCGUUUCUAUAUGGAUGGGUAGCAAAGUGGGUAUUUCCCAAAAGCCAAGUCAGGUCAUUGAUGGAAAAGACAUCUCAGGUGGUGGAUUUCAGACAUUUGGUUAUUCCAUCAGUGGUGGCAUGGAUGUGGACAGAAACAGUUACCCAGACAUAGCGGUCGGAUCAUUAGAUGAUCGUGUGGUCUUGCUUAGGGCACGCCCCGUGAUUCACCUAAAGAAUACUUUCACUGUGACACCAGCAGUUAUCAACCCUCAAACCUGUGAUGCCUGUAUUGAAGCAAAGAUCUGUUUCUCCUACACAUUCAGCACUGGCACUACCAAUUCCCAGAAGAGUAUUACUUUUCAAUAUACGGUGGAAGCCGAUCAGAUCUCUCGGAACACUCGUGUUCGUUUCCUUGACAACAAAGAGGGCAGAUACACUGGAGUUAAUCCGUCUGGAGAUUGUCGUUCUCUGAAACUCGAGCUGUUCAAUACGAUCCAAGACAAGGUGGUGCCGAUAGUUUUCUUGCUGAACGUGUCUUUGGAGGAGCCUCUUCCCUCAGGCGGACCGACGUUGGAGGACCUCAAUGCUUUUCCUGUGAUCAGCCAAAGAGAUGCUCUGACUGCCAGAGCUGAGAUCCACAUACAAAAAGAAUGUGGAGUAGAUAACAAAUGUGAGAGCAACCUUCAGAUGACGGCUACAUUUACAGAUGAGCAGAACACACCGUUCCCCAUGCGGAACGGCCUUCAGAUUUUUCACUACACUACCGACGUAAAGAAGCUGAAGUUAAUGGUGAAUGUGUUCAACAUUGAAUCACAGGACAGGAAAGCAGAAGAUGCUUACAGUGCUCUUCUAAAUGUCACCAUUCCCUCUUCACUCAGCUUCUCCAGCCUGAAUCCCAAGAACUUGAAUGUUGACUUUUCUUCCGGGGUUUAUCUUCUGUGUACGCUGGGAGACCCCUUUCAAAGAAAUCAGAGAGUCGAGAUUGAGAUCACCUUUGAAACUACAGGAAUCACAAUAGACAUGCAGGAGAUUCAGACUGAACUGCAGCUCUCAACGCAGAGCGAUCAGAAUGAUCUACGGCCCCUGCCGAGAGUGCUAAUGGUGGAGUACGUCCUACAGCCCAUCUUUAACAUCCCUAUCUUCAACCUUAAGACAGAAUUCAGUGGCAAUGUAAUAGGAGAAUCAGCCAUGAAAAGUACCAGUGAUAUUGGAAGCCCAGUGGAAUUCAACUUCACGGUGGACCUUUCUGGUAAACCUCUGGGAAAUCUGGGGUUUCUGGAAGUGAUCUUUCAGUGGCCUUAUGCCUUGAAUAAUCAGAAGUGGCUGCUUUACCUGUCAGAGAUUCAGAUGACAGGAACGUCCAAGCCCUUCUGUGUUCCUGAAAAUAACAUCGUAAACCCCCGUAAUCUCACAGUGUCAGAGCGCAAGUCUGGGAGGAGGAAAAGAGAUGUGGACUCCUUGAAGUCUAAACAGACUCAACCGCAGGCCUCACCGAACCUGCAGGCCGUCCAGGGGAAACAGCAUGUCAACCUUGACUGUACCAAGGGAUCUGCCCUCUGUCAGACAUUCACCUGCCCCUUACUUGGCAUGAACACCUCGGCCAAAAUCAUUGUCAGAGCGCGCCUAUGGAACGGCACAAUGCUUGAGGAAUACAAUGCUGUAAGAGUACGUGUGUUUGGUAGUGCCACACUGAGUCUAAAAACAGACAAACAAACCAUCAAGAUGAGCAAUUACACCCGUGAGUUUACAGUAGAUAUAGACCCUGCAGGGUCAGAAGAGCUUCCGUAUGAAAUGCCUCUGUGGAUAAUCAUUGUGUCUGUACUGGCUGGAGUGAUUCUGCUGGGCCUGAUUGUCAUUUUUCUGUGGAAGUGUGGUUUCUUCAAGAGAGCCAACACCAGAGAGCUUUAUGAGGCCAAGGCCCAGAAAGCAGAAAUGAAAACACAGCCAUCAGAAAAUGACCGCCUUACAGAGGAGGACUGAGAUUCCCUGGCCUUUGUGGGCCUCUGACACAAAUAGCAAGUUUAGUGGCUUUUUUAAGCGGGCUGCCUAUUU
This is a messenger RNA of Rhinichthys klamathensis goyatoka, 3381 nucleotides long. It is a transcript of the gene itga3a, whose product is annotated as integrin, alpha 3a. Gene Ontology annotation, molecular function: integrin binding. Gene Ontology annotation, cellular component: integrin complex; external side of plasma membrane. NCBI's taxonomy places the organism in Eukaryota, Metazoa, Chordata, Actinopteri, Cypriniformes, Leuciscidae. The record is from RefSeq and is a predicted model, not a curated record. Gene Ontology annotation, biological process: cell-matrix adhesion; leukocyte migration; cell-cell adhesion.